UCACCAUCAGCAUCACCAACCGUCAACAACAACCUCCAAAUCUCAAGAAAAAUCAUCAAGAACAACCACAGCUACCUACUCAUUCAAAAUGCACCUCACCACCACCCUCUCUAUCCUCACGGCCCUCGCCGCCGCCUCCCCCAUCAACUCCCCUUCCAACCCCAAUUCUGCACCCGCAGCAAUCAACAAGCGCUUCGAAGCCAGUGUCCCGUGGAUCUGGCGCCCUAGAAAGACGGAUUUCGAGCAGUUUGAAGACAACGAGGCUACCAACAAUGGCGCUGAUGCCGCUGAUGCCGCCACCAACAAGGUCAAGCGGUUCGAAGCCAGUGUCCCUUGGAUUUGGAGACCUAAGAAGACCGAUUUCGAGCAGUUUGAGGAUGGCGCCGGUAAUGCCGAUGCGGAUGCCACUGGCGAGACUCCUGGUGCUGUUGAGCGUGCGGAGGGCGAGGAGAAGUGAGAAGCUUCUAGCUGGACACUGCCAGCGGUGGUGAUCAACUGGAACGCUUUGGUUUGGGGUUGAUGGACAUCCUGGUGAGAGUGUGUGUGACGGCGAUGGGAGGGAUUGAAUGCGUUGGUGGAUUGGAGCUUGAUAGCAGCUUCAGAGUCUGGAACAAAAGGGUGAGGGAAACACGAGUAUUGCCGUCAUUGAGG
Molecule: messenger RNA, 651 nt
Organism: Neurospora tetraspora
Lineage: Eukaryota; Fungi; Ascomycota; Sordariomycetes; Sordariales; Sordariaceae
Exons: 2
Coding region: 89-457 (122 amino acids)
Source: RefSeq, a predicted model, not a curated record